Messenger RNA from Cucurbita pepo subsp. pepo (vegetable marrow), 522 nucleotides. RefSeq names its product VQ motif-containing protein 25-like. The record is from RefSeq and is a predicted model, not a curated record. Gene Ontology annotation, cellular component: nucleus. Lineage: Eukaryota; Viridiplantae; Streptophyta; Magnoliopsida; Cucurbitales; Cucurbitaceae.
AUGGAGGCGAUUAUGAAGAAACGGACUCUGUUGCAGAACUCGGCGCGCCCGGCGGCGAUGGCGGUGCACACAGCUUCACACGCAAUUUCCAAGCCCAAACCGAAGAUUCGUAUCAUUCACAUCUUUGCACCGGAGAUUAUUAAAACCGACGUCGCUAAUUUCCGCGAGCUCGUUCAGAGAUUGACUGGAAAGCCGGCGACGGCGGAGGAGAAGAUUGUUCCGCCUCAAAUUCCUCCGGUAGCAGUGGCGGAUAUUGUGACGGCGUUUGAUCAUCGGAAGUCGGAGAUGGGCGGCGGGGAGUGUCGGAGAGUGAAGACGGAAGAUCGGGAAGAGGAGGAGGAGGAGGAGGAGGAGGAGGAGGAGGAAGAAGAAGAAGAAGAAGAAGAGGCGUUGAGCGACGUGGUUGGGUUGUGGAACGACGUCGUUGGGUUCGAAGGGUUUAUUGAAGAAUUGGGUGAAAUUCCGCUGCUUCCUUCUGCUCACCAAAUAAUGCAUGGUUUUGAAGAAACUCAAUUUGCUUGA